This is a messenger RNA of Malurus melanocephalus (red-backed fairy wren), 2423 nucleotides long. RefSeq names its product cohesin subunit SA-1. Gene Ontology annotation, biological process: sister chromatid cohesion. Gene Ontology annotation, molecular function: chromatin binding. The record is from RefSeq and is a predicted model, not a curated record. Gene Ontology annotation, cellular component: chromatin; cohesin complex; nucleus. The annotation marks the transcript as partial. Lineage: Eukaryota; Metazoa; Chordata; Aves; Passeriformes; Maluridae. The transcript is spliced from 20 exons.
UGAUCAGUUCACUAUGAGGCAAAGUAUUGAUGGCCAAAUGUCCACCCCCRGUGUGCUGUGGUCCGAAGUUGUGAGGGCAGCUGAAACCCUGACACUGGAGCCGUGCAACUCUGAGCUUGUCAGCUGCUGUCCCUGUCUAUGCUGGCCCUUCAUGUUGUGCAGACUUUAUGUGACUYCUUCAGAUGCAGUGUACCCUUGGGAGUUGAGAAGACUGGACUUUCACAUUCUUUUCACGAAAGAGGUUUCCAAAUAGUUGUCUUGUAAAACUUUGAGAAGAAGUUCUAUGUAGCUCUUACUUUCAAGAGUGCUGCAAAAAUGAUUACUUCAGAUUUGCCAGUACUACAGGAUUCUACAAACGAAACUACUGCACAUUCAGAUGCUGGCAGUGAGCUUGAAGAAGCAGAAGUCAAAGGAAAAAGAAAAAGGGGCCGUCCCGGCAGGCCUCCAUCUGCCACUAAGAAACCCCGGAAGUCUCCAGCGGACAAGGGACGUACUGACACCGGAGCUCGAGGAGCAAGUCGUGGGAGAGCCAAUGGCCACCCGCAGCAGAAUGGAGAAGGGGACCCUGUCACUUUGUUUGAAGUGGUUAAGCUGGGCAAGAGUGCUAUGCAGUCUGUGGUGGACGACUGGAUUGAAUCAUAUAAACAAGACAGGGACAUAGCACUUCUGGAUUUAAUCAACUUCUUUAUCCAGUGUUCAGGAUGUCGAGGAACGGUAAGAAUUGAAAUGUUCAGGAACAUGCAAAAUGCAGAAAUCAUAAGGAAAAUGACAGAAGAAUUUGAUGAGGACAGCGGKGAUUAUCCCCUGACCAUGCCCGGGCCGCAGUGGAAGAAGUUCCGCUCGAAUUUCUGUGAGUUCAUCGGGGUGCUGAUCCGGCAGUGCCAGUACAGCAUCAUCUACGACGAGUACAUGAUGGACACGGUGAUCUCUCUGCUGACCGGCCUGUCGGACUCGCAGGUCCGCGCUUUCCGGCACACCAGCACGCUGGCUGCUAUGAAGCUWAUGACUGCUCUUGUGAAUGUUGCCUUAAACCUGAGCAUUCAUCAGGACAAUACACAGAGACAGUAUGAAGCUGAGAGGAACAAAAUGAUUGGCAAAAGAGCUAAUGAAAGAUUGGAGCUGCUGCUUCAGAAAAGAAAAGAGCUACAAGAAAACCAAGACGAAAUCGAAAAUAUGAUGAACUCUAUUUUUAAGGGUAUAUUUGUUCAUAGAUACCGUGAUGCUAUUGCUGAGAUUAGAGCUGUCUGCAUCGAAGAAAUUGGUGUCUGGAUGAAAAUGUACAGUGAUGCCUUCCUGAAUGAUAGUUACUUAAAAUAUGUUGGUUGGACACUACACGACAGGCAAGGUGAAGUGAGGUUGAAGUGUUUGAAAGCUCUUCAGAGUCUGUAUACCAACAGAGAGUUGUUUCCCAARCUGGAGCUGUUCACUAACAGAUUCAAGGACCGCAUCGUGUCCAUGACCCUGGACAAGGAGUACGAUGUUGCCGUGGAAGCCAUUCGAUUGGUCACGCUCAUCCUCCAYGGCAGUGAGGAGGCUCUGUCCAAUGAAGACUGCGAGAAUGUUUAUCACCUGGUGUACUCAGCACACCGGCCUGUGGCUGUGGCAGCCGGCGAAUUCCUCCACAAAAAGCUGUUCAGCAGACAUGAUCCCCAAGCUGAAGAGGCUCUAGCAAAGAGGAGGGGSCGAAAUAGCCCCAAUGGAAACCUUAUUAGAAUGUUGGUUCUUUUCUUUCUUGAAAGUGAGUUGCAUGAGCAUGCAGCCUAUCUGGUGGAUAGCUUGUGGGAGAGCUCUCAAGAACUGCUGAAAGACUGGGAAUGUAUGACAGAAUUGCUCUUGGAGGAGCCAGUCCAAGGAGAAGAAGUGAUGUCGGACCGGCAGGAGAGCGCGCUGAUCGAGCUGCUGGUGUGCACCAUCCGCCAGGCUGCCGAGGCACAUCCCCCCGUGGGCAGGGGCACAGGCAAGAGGGUCUUGACAGCAAAAGAAAGAAAAACUCAGAUAGACGACAGAAAUAAAUUGACUGAGCAUUUCAUUAUUGCACUUCCCAUGCUGCUAUCAAAGUAUUCCGCUGAUGCCGAGAAGGUUGCAAACCUCCUGCAGAUCCCUCAGUACUUUGAUCUGGAAAUCUACAGCACGGGCAGGAUGGAAAAGCAUCUGGAUGCCUUACUGAAGCAGAUCAAGUUCGUUGUGGAGAAGCACGUGGAGUCAGACGUUCUGGAAGCCUGCAGCAAAACCUACAGCAUCCUGUGCAGUGAGGAAUACACCAUCCAGAACAGAGUUGACAUAGCCCACAGCCAGCUGAUCGACGARUUUGUGGAUCGAUUCAACCAUUCUGUGGAGGAUCUACUGCAGGAGGGAGAAGAAGCUGAUGACGAUGACAUCUACAACGUGCUCUCCACGCUCAAGAGGCUGACCUCUUUCCACAA